Molecule: messenger RNA, 2176 nt
Organism: Cyphomyrmex costatus
Lineage: Eukaryota; Metazoa; Arthropoda; Insecta; Hymenoptera; Formicidae
Exons: 8
Coding region: 1-2139 (712 amino acids)
Source: RefSeq, a predicted model, not a curated record
AUGAAGCUCAUCGCGGCGAUUCUCGUCGUCGCUCUCUCGGGUGCAGCGGUGUGCGGCCAAGACUUCGGCGGUCACGCGCUCUUUGUGAGAACCGCAGACGCGGAUCCCGCACACUCGAGAGUCCAACGGGCUGCUGCCUCGGUAUCGCCGGCAGACGUGAUGGCACAAAAUAUCCUAGAGUGGAUUCAAGGGAUCUACCAGCAGGGCACACGUAAAAUUCGCCAACAAUCGGAUUCGAAUGCAUACUUGCCACCCUACAGCACUCAACGACCGCCCGAAAAACCCCGACCUUUCCAGGCUACGGCUUCUCAACAGAGUGACAUAUCAGGUUAUACCCCUCAGCGCCCAUCAUCGCUGUACACCCCACCAAAUAUUGGUUACUCGUCAUCUGGGCAACCUUCCACGCCAUUUUCUACUCCAAGACCGAGCCAACAACCUUCAUCAACGUACGUGCCGCAAGGUUUCAGAGGCUCUACGUCCUACAACCCCCGACCGAGUCAGCCUUCGUACUCCAACGCGGGCUCGUCGGCCUUUCCGCCGCUGAAUCCCCCAGAAUCGUCGUCCACUUACCUACCACCGCAGCCACCGCUUUUCCCAUCGACCAGUCCAAGACCUCCUUCCGAAUCCAUCGGUAAGAACGAAGAACUCGCUUACUCUCUAGGUGCACAUACGGGUGUAGACACAAGCAUCCAAAUUUCUAAAAAUAUUCCGAAAGCACCUUUUAGUAUACCAUUUAGUAAUACAGCACCAAAUCAAUUGGAGAUUACCAGCAUUAUGCCAUCUGAGUAUCCUUUAGGAGCCUCUGGACCCUCAGGACCACCUCCGACAAGAGGCUAUCCUAGUUCAGGUUACCCCAGUUCGAGCGGGGGAUAUUCGACUAGCGAGAGACCAUUUCCUCCCUUUACUACAUCAGGUGAAACUGGAACAGGCGCUGUUACCGGCGAAGCUGCCACAGGAGAAGGCCCGCGAACUACUGAAACUGGAACUGGAGAGACUCAAACUGAAGAUGAUCUCAGUCAUCCACCGCAUAUUCAUAGUCUUGAUGUCCAGUGCAGUAAGACAAUGAUGACAAUCAAUAUCGAAUUUAAUCGUGCUUACGACGGCAUUAUUUAUUCUAAAGGAUUUUUUAUGAAUCCGGAUUGUACUUACGUAAAGCAAAAUUCCGGCUCAAUAACAUAUUCUUUUACGGUGAAUCUGGACUCCUGCGGAACUCAAUUCAUCAAUGAUUUCGAGGGUGAAGCUGGUCAAGCGUAUUUGGAAAACGUCCUCGUAUUACAAAAUGAGCCGGGUAUACAAGAAGUCUGGGAUACAGUUCGAAGAGUGCGAUGUCUCUGGGAAGGGAACAUCAAUAAGGCCCUAACGGUGAAUCUCUCAGUAGAUAUGUUGAACCAGGAAAUCGUUACCUUUAGUGGCGAUACUGCGACAGCUAAACUGGAUAUUCAAAUCGGCAAAGGACCUUUCGCACCUGCAGCCGAUGGACUCGUAAAGAUCGGAGAAACCAUGACUUUAGUUGUUUCCGUAGAGGGCGAUCCUGGUUUCGAUCUUCAGGUGCGUGACUGUUUGGCGCGAGACGAAGCCUCAACCAAUAUGCUGCAGCUCACGGACGAAAGAGGCUGCAUUUUGAAACCGAAAUUGUUCGGUGCCUUCCAAAAGACAAAUGAUACUGGCAAUACAGGCGCUUCCAUUAUUGCUUAUGCGUUCUUCCAAGCAUUUAAAUUCCCUGAUGUUAUGGAUCUGUUCAUCGAAUGUAAUGUCGAACUAUGUAAAACUAAUUGUGAACCUUGUCCGGAAGCGAACCAACAAAUCGAGCCAGGAAGACGUCGCCGCUCGAUAACAUAUGCAUCACCGUCGACCAACUUGUCGAAUGCGGUUCUGUUAUCAGAUCCAGUUCGUGUCGGGCGACGUUUCAAAGUGAUUAUGUUAGAUGAUUUAAGUACAGCAUCCAGUCAGAUCCUGGAAAGUAUGGAAGAAACGGCUGUCGAGACAAUGAUAAAAGCGAAAGAAAUCUGCAUGAGCAACAGUGGAUUUUACACAACUUUCUCUCUUAUGUUAAGCACACUUUUUGUCGCGACCAUAUGCGCGGCUGUGUUAUAUAUUAAGUUACAACGAAUUCGCAGACCAAAAUUCGUGGAUUCGUAGGACGUAUUAUUUUAUAAUACCUUUUUACCGUAAUAAU